Thamnophis elegans (Western terrestrial garter snake) is the source of this 2105-nucleotide messenger RNA. Its product is annotated as E3 ubiquitin-protein ligase NRDP1-like. The record is from RefSeq and is a predicted model, not a curated record. The transcript has 7 exons. Gene Ontology annotation, molecular function: zinc ion binding. Lineage: Eukaryota; Metazoa; Chordata; Lepidosauria; Squamata; Natricidae. The coding region runs from base 203 to 1066 and encodes 287 amino acids.
GUAGGAUCUUCGUCCGCGUUUCUUUUGUUGGCUGCGGAGCGAGGGAUACGUGGUAGACUCGGGAGUUGGACCUGGCUUGGAGGGGAGCCUUACAGUUGUGUUAAGAACUCCCAAUAUUCCGGCCAGGGUUUCUGCCUGAACUGAAAUUGUGACCACAAAACAUCUGGAGGUUAUAAGGUUCAGGUUAACCGUGUUUGAGAAAAUGGGCUACGACAUGGAGCGCUUUGUUGGUUAUGUCAAUGAAGGGCUGAUCUGUUGCAUUUGCCGAGAUGUGCUCCAAGAUCCUGUGCAAGCUCCUUGCGAACAUGCCUUCUGCACUUCCUGCAUCCAUGGAUGGCUCAUUCAACACAACAGUUGCCCAGAGGACCGCCAGUUCCUUGAUCUGUCUAUCCUUCGACCACUUUACAGGUACAUGAGGAAUGAUCUUAAUCGGCUUCAGCUUCACUGCACAAACAGAGACCGUGGCUGUGAAAUUGUGUGCUCACUAGAAUCCAUUGACAGUCAUGAAUACGAGUGUGAAUACACACAUGUACCCUGUCCAAAUAAUGGUUGUCCAGUCCAAGUUGAACGACGUAACUUAUAUAGUCAUGUGUUAGUGUGUGAAUUUCGAACUCGUGAAUGCCCCAAUGGCUGCGGAUAUGUCAUUCUUGGUCCUGAAGAUGCCCAGCACAACUGUGUGGCAGAAAUGAGAACUGAACUAGAGUUACUCAGGUCUGACAUGAUCUGCCAAAUGGAAGAUACAAAACAGGAGAUGCAGUCUCGUUUAGAUUCUCAAAGGAGACACAUGGUGAAAAGAGAGAGUCUUUUGCAAAAAGACAUUGAAGAACUUAAGAGUCAAAUGUCCAAGAUGAUGUCUAACAUGCAGGCUCUGAUGGCAACAGAAAGACAGCACCGCCAAGAGUUGGAACAGGCAGAACUUGAAAAACGUGAAUUGCUGGAAUUAAUGAAGAACUUCCAAAAAGACAGCUUCUUUCCAAGAAAUAGGAGCAAGAAAGCAAUACAUUCCCCGCCUCUAUUUCGACUAGAUAGUAUGAAACUAAAGACAUGGGAGGCCACAGCAAUAUAAAACUAAAAGUUAAAAACAGGUUUGCCGAAGUUUCAACUAACUUCAGAGGGCAAAAUUAUUGUUACCUUAGUCUAAAAAAAAUAUCAGUUCUAUUCAUUUAUAGACCUUAUUUCCCUCGAGAUCCUUUCAAACCUCAUUGAGUUUGGGAAGAAUCGUGUUUAAAAGGGAGCAUCUUCAAGUGUUAACCAUUUCAGAAGUCAAUCUUAGAAUUUUAAAAACCUGGGAAAUGAUUUAAAAACCUUGUUUCCUGUAAUCCAUUUUUUUCCCCUCAAAUGAGUAACAAAACAUCUUUCUGCUAUUCAGAACAGGGUAUUUUUUAAAAACUUAGCUUGAAGAUUAAGGGACACAGGAUCUUAGUUUUAAUAUAAAAAUUAUAGGAAUAAAGAUUUCAGCAAAAAAAUCACGACCUUUCUUCAGUAGUUGAUAUUCUAAACUACGCAAGAUAAAUGGAUUAUGAUCCUGAUUUUUUACUUUAUUUCAGAAUUUUUCUUUUUCAGGUAGUUUGUAAAUCUGCAAAGUAGUCUACUUACCAUCCUAUAGAUGGAAAACAAAGCAAUAAUAAAUUUAAUCUUUUGUUUUGGUCUUUAAAAAAAUUAUAGUUGAUAUGUAAAGAGGGGAUUUUACAGUGCCUUUACAACCCUGGCCCUUAUGUUAGAUAUGGGAUGCUACUAUAGAACUGCAAUAUAGUUAAUGUGAUUUGUAAGUUGAUUUUACAGUCCAGCCUACCUCAUGAUGGCUUCAAGAACAAACCUGAAAGUGGAAAUGCUAGUACAUAUUUCACUGGAGAUCCCACAAUAAAAGUAAGAUAUCACACUAAUCAAAAAAUAAGUUGACAUCAAAGCAGUUCUCCCAUAACUACAUUUGGAUCAAACCUAUUUAUGUUAAUGAGCAUUUCAAAUUUCCAUUACCAGAAAAGCAUAAAUCUCAUUUCUACCAUUAGAUUAUCAUCUUUUUCAGUAUUAAAAUAGUAAAUGUGUAAACAAUAUUUCUAAUAUUACAAAUACUCAGCAACUAGAAAAUCAAUAUUACAAAUACUCAG